Emiliania huxleyi CCMP1516 is the source of this 2150-nucleotide messenger RNA. RefSeq lists its product as hypothetical. Gene Ontology annotation, molecular function: NAD+ poly-ADP-ribosyltransferase activity. Bases 13 to 1908 code for a protein of 631 amino acids. The record is from RefSeq and is a predicted model, not a curated record. The transcript has a single exon. Lineage: Eukaryota; Haptophyta; Isochrysidales; Noelaerhabdaceae.
CGCAAGUCGGCAAUGAUGGACGCGCAGCGCAACGAGCGCGUCUUCCGCAACGUCCGCCGCCUUCUACCGUCCUCGAUUACGGAUGCUGAGAUCCGUACGGUGCUGGCUGCCUACCGACACUACCCGAAACCCGGCGGGCUAGCGCACACAUACCUCGAGAGGAAGUAUGGCCUCGCGCCUGGCCCAGUGCCAGCGCUCGGCGCGCCUCCCGUGCCCGCUCCCGUGCCCGCUCCCUUCGGGUUCCGACCAGGCCGCCUCCUUCGAGGCUGUGGCCUCGGCCCAGCCGAGCGCUCCUACCAUGCGCCUGCGGCUGAUCUGCUCUCGGCCGCACGCGACGACCCCUUGGAGCCCGUCCUCGCCUCCCUGCUCGAGGAGUCGUUCUCCGCGAGGCUGGCCUCAUCUACGGGCGUCAACGACGAGGAGCGGCAGACGAACGGCGUUGCGGUUAGCGUCAACCCCCUCUACGCUGCUGGCUCCUCGCUGCACGCCGCCUUCGUCGCCGCAUGCCGGCGCAACCUGUCGCUCGAGGUGGAGGUCGUGUUCCACGGCACCGCUGACCGCAACGUGGACGCCAUCUCCGAGAAUGGCCUCGAUCCCGCACGGCGUGGCCAGCACGGGCAGUCGCUCGGUCCCGGCGAGUACUUUGCGCGCGACCCGCUCAUCUCCCUCUCCUACUGCCAGUGGGGCGGCGGGUUCCGGCCGGGAGCAGGACCGACACGCAUGCUCAUCUUCGCCGUGCUCAUCGACCCGCGCAACGACGGCGUGCCCGCGUUCGCGCGCGAGGACUUUGGCGGCUCCUCGCCCAUCGUCGUCGUCCCGGAGGCAGACCACCAGCUCCCGAUCGGCGUGCUCACCCUCAGGCCGGGCGAGGAGGCGAUGGGCCAGGCCACGAGCGUCGUGAACGCCUUGAUGCGGAAGGCCAAGGCCGCGAGCGACGCCGCGGCGGUGGCGGAGAAGCAGGCGAGCGCGGCAGAGAGCUUCGCGCGCGUCUGCCAGCUCCUCAUCCGCGAGGAUCUUGACGCAGCUGCAGCGGCGUACCAGGCGGCAAUCGCCUCAGACGCAGCCGUCACCUCGAGCUGGGCGCACGCUCUCUCUUUCUACCUGCGCAAGUACCGCCUCGAGCCCAGCCUCGUCCAGGCCAUGUUCCCGGGCGUCGAGGGCGUCGAGGUUGACGCUGGCGGCAGCAGCAGCGGGGGCUUGGGCAGCUUGGGCUCAGCCAGCCGCACCGUCUCGAAGCGCCCCUUCGACGGCACCGUCGAGGAGCUCAAGGCGAGCGCCACCGCCAAGCGGGCCGAGGCUGACGCGGCCCACUCCCGCUGGCGCGCCGCUUCGAGCCGCGCGGCCAGCAGCGCCGGCUCCAACCCGGCGCGGGCAGUGCCGGGUCGGAACGCGCGGCCUGCGGCCGUUGCGUCGACGGCGGCGGCCACGCGGCGCGUCACCAAGGAGCUGCGGCAGCUGGCGCGCGCGGAGCACGGCUGGACCGUCGAGCUUCCGGACGAGGCGAACUGCUACGUGUGGCGCGUGGCAAUGCAGCCCGAGCCGGGCACGAACCUCGCGCGCGAGCUCGUCGACCACGCCCGCCGGACCGGCGAGUCGGAGGCGGUCCAGCUUGAGGUCGCCUUCUCGGGCGACUACCCUGCCGCGCCGCCGUUUGUGCGCGUCGUCUCGCCUCGCUUCGAGUUCCACACCGGCCACGUGACGGUCGGCGGCUCCGUCUGCCUCGAGACGCUCACCACUUCGGGCUGGAACUCCGAGCUCUCGAUGGAGGGCGUUCUCCUCCUCGUGCGCUCGGCCUUUGCCGACGGUGGCGGCCGGCUCGACCCGGUGCGGGCGCACGUCCCUUACGCCGAGCGCGAGGCGCGGGCGGCCUUCGAGCGCGUGGCGCGCGCGCACGGCUGGGGCGCAUGAGCACAGAGCUCGAGAGCGUAGUAGAGGCGAGAAGGGCCGAUGCACCCCCGGCCGGCCCCGCCAUUGCCGCCACUUGCCACUUUGCGGUGGUAACUGGAAGUAAGUAUUGGGCGAGUGCGCCGACAUCGGUCACCGCAGUGCAGAGGCGAGAGGGCGCCGUCUGUUUAAAUGUGGCGCCGCCUGUCCCAGGGUUACGUUAUUACGAGUGUAUCGGGGCGCGCCCACGAGCUCGGCCGUUAUUU